Messenger RNA from Colletotrichum karsti, 1170 nucleotides. RefSeq lists its product as uncharacterized. NCBI's taxonomy places the organism in Eukaryota, Fungi, Ascomycota, Sordariomycetes, Glomerellales, Glomerellaceae. The transcript has 5 exons. Gene Ontology annotation, molecular function: oxidoreductase activity, acting on NAD(P)H, oxygen as acceptor. The record is from RefSeq and is a predicted model, not a curated record. Gene Ontology annotation, cellular component: intracellular anatomical structure; membrane.
CUGAAGGGUCGAGUUUUCAUCGUGACCGGUGGUGCGCAAGGCCUAGGGUUGAGUCUGGCAGAGGCGCUCGUCGAAGCCGGCGGCAAGGUCUACUGCCUGGACCAACAAGAAUCGCCCCAUGAAGACUUCGCUAAGGCGAUGGAACGCGUCGUCCCUGAGUGGGGUGGUACUCUCCGCUACAGACAAGCAAACGUCGUAGAUACUGAUGGACUUGACGAGGUCAUCUCUGGUAUCGCUCUGAAGAACGAAAGACUGGACGGUGUGAUUGCUGCGGCCGGUAUCAAUCAGAUCACACCUGCCAUUGAUUACACCGUCGAGGACAUCAACAAGAUGAUGGCAGUCAACUACACCGGAGUUUUCAUGACUGCGCAGUCCGCGGCGAGACAGAUGAUCAAGUACAAGUGCCACGGCAGCAUCUGCUUGAUUGCCAGCAUGUCGGGGUUCGUCGCCAACCACGGCAUGCUCUCACCCGUUUACAACUCUUCCAAGGCCGCUGUUAUUCAACUUGCUCGGAACCUGGCCAUGGAAUGGAGUCCGAUGAGGAAAGAUGGUUCUGGUGGUAUCCGGGUCAACUGCAUCUCUCCUGGACACAUCAUGACACCAAUGGUGGAACAGAACUUCAAGGAGGUGCCUGGUUUGAGAGAAGAAUGGGAGGGCCAUAACAUGUUUGGAAGGCUUGCGGACACGACUGAGUUCAAGGGUGCCGGUUUGUUCUUGAUGAGCAACGCCAGCACUUUCAUGACUGGCAGCUUUUACUAUGGCGGUUAUGGCCUUCUGUUGCUUCCCUCAAUGGGCAUUGCAGACGCGUACGGCGGAAAGACGACCGAGUACUACAACGCUUUCGGUUUCUACCUGGUUGUUUGGUCAAUUUUCAAUCUCUUCUUCUUCAUCGCCUCGUUUGCCACAAACGUCGCAAACAUUGUAGUGUACGGUGGCCUGGAGUUUUCCUACAUUCUCAACUGCUCCGCCAACUUCGCCAUGGCUGACGAUCAUGCGGCGCUGGGCAUAACGCUCACGAAAGUUGCCGGAGCUUUUGGGUUCAUCUCCGCGCUGACUGGAUUCUAUACUCUGGCGCAUGAGCUAUGCAGCGAGGUGCUGCCGUUUGAAAUCCCGCUCGGUGAUACAUCCCGCUUCUUCCAGAAAGCGGAUCCGCAUGCACAUCGCAACUAG